AUGAAAACAACUCAUAUAUAUAUAUAUCAUGAAAUUGGAAGAUACCUGGCAUAUAUAUAUAUAUCUAUCCAUGCCCAGUUAUACUUCUUUACCAGACCCACACAUUCCAUCGCCCGCGGCUACUCGCGGCGCCAGGCCAAGUAUCGCGGUCCAGGCGCGCAGGCGGAGCAGUUGCUGCUGUCGGUGCUGGAGCGCUAUGGCGUCACGCGGAGCGAGGAGCCCAAAGGUGCUACACUGGUCUGGGCCAAUUGCUUCGAAAGCAAGUUGUGGGCAUCUGCAGGGCAUUGUUUCAUCAACCACUUCCCACGGUCCGUGGAGUUGUCCCACAAGCACCGGCUCUGCGAGACCUUGAUGCGUGCGAACUGCAGGCACUUACCACCCAGCUUCAUCUUGCCCGAGCAGCUGUCUGACUUCGAGGCUGCCUUGAAGCGUGCUGCUCCGGCGCCAGGCGACAUCCUUGGUUGUCACUGGAUCCUCAAGCCCGGUCGUUCCGGUGGUGGACGUGGGGUGCAGGUCAUUUGCUGUGACCCAGAGACUUCUGCCAACGAUGUAGCCGCAACGUUUGAAUCCUUUGGCGCCUCUCCUGCAGUGGUCAGUCAAUAUGUCCAACGUCCCUUGCUGGUGGAGGGGAAGAAGGUGGACCUGCGGCUGUAUGCGUUAGUGACCUCCUUUGGACAGGAGCCAUCAGAGCUUCGCGCAUACCUCUACACCGAGGGCUUGGUUCGCUUCUGUAGUGAAGCCUUCACCCUGGACCCUACGCAGCUGUGCAAUGGCUGCGUGCACCUGACCAACAACGAGGUGAACGCGAAGAACGCCAAGGCGGCCACCAACCGCCCGGGCUCGGCGAACUGCGGCAACUGGCGGCUUUCGAAGCUCCUUUCGUGGCUGCAAGGUCAAUUCCAAAGCUGUUCUGACCUAGAGGACCUAUGGCCACGAAUUCGACGUCUUGUGGUGGAUGUGCUUCAAGCAGCCAGGCCCCAGAUUGCUGCCGCAGUAGCUGAGCUGCCGAGCGAUGCGCAGCGGCGUUGCUUCGAGUUAUUCGGCUUCGAUGUGUUGGUGGACGAGUCAUUGAGACCCUGGCUCUGCGAAGUGAACAGCUUGCCAUCGCUUGGAAUAGGUGGACUUGAAGAUUUGGAGGUGGACCGAGACAUGCUCUCCAGCCUCUUUGCCAUUGUCUUCGAGGCUAGGCGGCCCGGAAGCCGGAAGGACCCGGACGUGACGGACCCGGACGUGACUCCGGGCAUUGCUUUGAGCCGCUUCUCAAGCCGUUUGGAUUUGGCGCUGCGUUCUGUCUCAAGCCCGGCUUUCCAGCCGCGGCUGGCGAAUUCUCCGGCCAUGGCGUCGUUGACGCUCCGUCCUGUCCAGCCGCAAGUCGCCCAGAGCUGGUCAGCGCCGCGCGUCGCCAGCGCACCGCGGGCAGCCAGUCCCGUGGAUCGUACCUGGACGGAGAGCACGGCUUCGAGUUCUAGUUCAAGUUCACGGCAUUUUGUGACCCUUGGCGAAGUCGAUAGCAGUGUUCAAUUGAUGCUGAUUAUUAGGGCGCUGUUUGGCGCUGGUGUCACUUUCUUCACUGGCCGUGAGCAGACGGAGAUCACUGAGAUCAGCGGCUGGGUACGGAGCCCACGGAGCCCUGGACGCCGCGCCGAAGAUGAGCGCAGGACGUCCGAGGGGUCGGCGGCGGUGACGCUGAAAGCGCAGGAUGAGCGCAGCCGUCCGCGACGUCGUCUGCUCCGUGUCGCUGUUGCCUCGGUCGCUGUGGCACUGGGCUUGGUGGCGCUGCUGUAUUGCACCAGUUUUGUUGAGGGGGCCAUGCACAAGCUCUUUGCGCCGCCUAUGAAGGCCAAAUCACCGAGCUUCGCACUCCUGAUCGGCCUGGCCGUGGGCGGUCUUCACACGGUGGCAGGCCCUGACCACCUGGCCGCCCUGGCGCCGCUGGUCAUCGGCAAGCGCCGCAGCAUCUUCGCCGCCUUCGGCCUGGGGGCGCUCUGGGGCUCCGGACACGCCACCGGACAGCUGGUCAUCGGUCUGGGAUGUCUGGCAGUUCACUUGGGUUUGCUCCAGAUGCACGUGGCGACUGCCCUACAGCAGAUGAGCGGCAUCUUGGUGGGUCUCUCGCUCAUCGCCAUUGGCCUUCUGGGAUUCAAGGAAGCAAAAGACUAUGACCCCACUGAGGAAGAAGAAACCUCCACAG
Molecule: messenger RNA, 2191 nt
Organism: Cladocopium goreaui
Lineage: Eukaryota; Dinophyceae; Suessiales; Symbiodiniaceae
Source: the annotation of a GenBank genome assembly